AUGGCCGGCAAGCCAUGGCAAGAAAUUGCACAGAUAGCACAGGAGGUGCGCGAUAAGUCCAUUGCCCAGGUCCAGCCGCCAGUUCCGGAUGUGCCUGAAGAUCUUCCGUUGAAUGUUACGUCCAUACCCAAGAAGCUGUUGACCCCGAGGGAGAUUGAGAUCACCGAAACUGCACCGGAAAUACUUGUCCAGAAACUCGCGACGGGAGAAUGGAAAUGCGUGGAAGUAACUAAUUCCUUUCUACGGCGCGCUGGAUUGGCUCAGAGACUGGUCAACUGCGUCACAGAGCUCAUGCCCGAGGAAGCCCUCGAGCGAGCAAAGUAUCUAGAUGAUUAUCUAGCCAAACACGGCAAACCAAUUGGCCCCCUCCACGGCCUCCCAGUGAGCAUCAAAGAACAUCUCCCCAUGAAAGGCCGCACCAUCAACUGCGGCUACGUCGCAUGGUGGGGACGCAUCUCAGAGGUGACCUAUAGCGGCACAGAAGUUCUGUACAAUGCCGGCGCUGUGCUAUACGUCAGGACCACUCAACCCCAGUCGUUGAUGCAUCUAGCUACUUCGAGCAAUCUAUAUGGCGAGACAGUGUGUCCAUACAACCGACAGCUAACUAGCGGAGGAAGCUCCGGUGGCGAAGGAGCGCUGAUAGGCAUGCGUGGUAGUGCAGUCGGUAUUGGCACUGAUAUCGGCGGAAGUAUUCGCAGUCCCGCUGCAAAUUGUGGAAUAUACGGGCUUCGUCCGACGAGCAGCAGAUUUCCAUAUGAUAAAUUUGCUGCUGCCCAUGGCCCGCAGGGGAUUCCGGCUGUUGCGGGACCAUUGAGUACUUCUAGAGGGGGUUUGCGGCUGAUAAUGAAAGCUGCUAUAGACUCGAAACCGUGGUUGAAGGAGCCAACCCUCCUACCGAUACCGUGGCGCGAUGAUGUGAGCCACCUUACUCAGGGAACGUCAGGCAAGAAACUCAAAAUUGGGGUCCUCUGGGAUGAUGGAGUUGUGAAGCCACAUCCUCCGGUUACGCGAGCUCUGAACGAGGUUGUGAGCAAACUUCGAGAUGUUCCCGGUGUUGAGAUUGUGGACUGGAAACCGUACAAGCAUGAUUAUGCAUGGGAGAGAAUAGCAUCAUUGUAUUAUGCUGAUGGCGGAGCUGAUAACUUGGAGAUUUUUGCUCAGGGGGGUGAACCAUUAAUGCCUCUGACACAUUUCAUACUCACGGAGAACGAGCAUCGGAAACGCCUGCAAAUCGAGGAAAUAUGGGACCUAAUGGAGAAGAAUAUCCAAUACAAAACAGAAUAUGCCAAUGUAUGGAACAAGACAGCCACGGGCGUCGAUGAGCGUGGAAUACCGACUGGAAUGGUGGAUGUGAUUCUUUCUCCCACAGGACCGGGUGCUGCUCCCCCAUUGGAUCAGGCAAAAUAUUGGGGAUAUACAGCUCAGUGGAAUUUGCUCGACUACCCUGCUGCAGUGUUCCCAGUGACUCAAGUACAGCCGGAGGUUGAUAAGAAAGAGGAGGCUUAUGAGCCUCGGAACAGCAAAGAUGAGUUUAACUAUAAGCUUUAUGAGCCUGAACUAUAUCGCGAUGCGCCUGUCUCGCUUCAACUUAUUGGUCGUCCUUGUGAGGAUGAAAAGGUUCUUGAAGCUCUGGAUUUCAUACACGAUCAUGUUUCGUUGCCUUCUUUCAAAUGA
Talaromyces amestolkiae is the source of this 1674-nucleotide messenger RNA. RefSeq lists its product as uncharacterized. NCBI's taxonomy places the organism in Eukaryota, Fungi, Ascomycota, Eurotiomycetes, Eurotiales, Trichocomaceae. The transcript is spliced from 4 exons. Bases 1 to 1674 code for a protein of 557 amino acids. The record is from RefSeq and is a predicted model, not a curated record.